This is a messenger RNA of Gigantopelta aegis, 4528 nucleotides long. RefSeq names its product chitin synthase chs-2-like. The record is from RefSeq and is a predicted model, not a curated record. Gene Ontology annotation, molecular function: chitin synthase activity. Gene Ontology annotation, cellular component: cell periphery; cell septum. Lineage: Eukaryota; Metazoa; Mollusca; Gastropoda; Neomphalida; Peltospiridae.
UUGGUGUGUUGAUCGCCAGUUACUCUGGACAUAAUGAGCUCUUCGACUUUUUGGGGAGCGGUAUCCAAUGGUUGGGAACUGAAAAAAGUAUUGGCACUUUCCUGGAACAUUUUACCAUUGUCUACUGGAUACCUGUGGGCAUCGGUGCCUUCAUCUCGCUGAUCUACACUGCAGGUCACAUCUGGUUUCCACGAUGUGUCAGAAUGGCAAGAACAGACAAACUUUUCCUUCGGCCUCUCUACUGCGGAAUUCUUCUAGAACAGUCGAUGAUGAUGAACAGACGUCGAGACGAAGAGGAACUGGGAGAGUACAAGAUGGGUGGCAGAUGGUUUAAAGAGCUGGCUAGACAAAAGAGUAUAGAAGAUGACGACGAUCAGAUACAGAGCGAGCUACUCGACCCGUCCGCGGCCAAGGACAAACUGCGAACAGACUCGACUCCCAUGAUCUUCAUCUGCGCCACUAUGUGGCACGAGACGGAAAACGAGAUGAUACAGAUGCUCAAAUCAGUCUUCAGAAUGGAUUCUGAUCAAAGUGCUAGAAGAACCGCCCAGAUUUUCUUCAACGUCACGGAUCCGGAUUAUUACGAGUUUGAAGCACACGUGUUUUUCGACGAUGCUUUCGAAGCCCAUGCGGACGAUGACUAUAACUACAAAGUAAACAAUUUCGUCAAACAGCUUGUGCGAGUGAUGAACGUCGCUGCAAGUGCUGUUCACAACACUGUGAUGACGAUUCCUCCGCCUGAGAAGAUUCCGACUCCGUAUGGAGGACGUCUGGAGUGGAAACUUCCUGGUGGAAACCUUUUCACGGCUCACCUCAAGGAUAAGGCGAAGAUCAGGCACAGGAAGCGAUGGAGUCAGGUGAUGUACAUGUAUUUUUUUCUGGGAUACCGACUGCUGGCUGAAAAGAUACCUCUGAAUCAAAAACAGAAGCGUGCUGAGAACACGUUUCUGCUGGCUCUUGAUGGUGAUGUGGAUUUCCAGCCUCACGCUGUUCAGAUUCUUGUAGACCGAAUGAAGAAGAGCGGAAGUAUCGGCGCUGCAUGCGGAAGGAUACACCCUGUCGGCUCUGGUCCAAUGAUCUGGUACCAGAAAUUUGAAUAUGCUGUCAGUCAUUGGCUACAGAAGUCAACGGAACACAUUUUAGGCUGUGUGCUGUGCAGCCCAGGGUGUUUCAGCUUGUUCCGCGGUUCCGCGUUGAUGGACGAUAAUGUCAUGAAGAGAUACACCACCCCAUCAGAGGCGCGACACUAUGUUCAAUACGACCAAGGUGAAGACAGGUGGCUGUGCACUCUUCUGCUUCAACAAGGCUACCGAGUGGAGUACUGCGCAGCCUCAGACUCGUUCACGUUUGCCCCCGAGGGAUUCUUCGAGUUCUUCAAGCAACGCAGACGAUGGACUCCGUCAACAAUGGCCAACAUCCUCGACCUGAUUCAGAAUUGGAGACAGACGACCAAGAAGAAUGAUGACAUCUCCAUCAUGUACAUGUUUUACCAGCUCUUCCUGUUCAUUACCUCGGUCCUCACGCCUGGCACAAUCUUCAUGCUGAUAGUGGGCGCCUUUAACAGUGUCUACCAUCUCAACAUCACGGUCGCCUUCGUCAUUAAUCUCAUACCAGUCGCCAUCUUUGUUCUGCUGUGCUUCAAGGCACCCAACAGUGUACAGCUGGACUACGCAGCUCUACUGUCUAUUAUAUAUGCACUUGCGAUGAUAGUCGUAUUGGUUGGACUGGUCAAGCAGAUGGCAGAGACUGGAUUUUGUUCUGUGACGACUAUAUUCCUGGUUACUCUUGCUGGGAUAUUCGUGGUUUCGGCAAUUCUUCACCCUCAGGAAUUCGGCUGCCUCUUUCAUGGUUUUCUGUAUUUCAUCUCAAUUCCGUCAAUGACCAUGUUGUUGAUGAUUUUCUCCCUCAUCAACCUACAGAAUGUCUCUUGGGGAACACGCGAAGUCAAGACAGCAGCGCCACCUGUUCGGCAGCAGCAGCAGCAGCAAGCCACAAAUGUUUCUGCUGAUAAGAGCAUGCUUCAGAAACUGUUGGCCAACUUCACAAAUAGUGAAAAGAUGAAUUCGGAAAAUACUUUUUCAUUUGGAAACCUUUUCAGGUGCAUGUGUUGCCCCAGGUCAGAGACCAGGGGAGAUGAUCUUAAAAUCAAGGCUAUUUUGGAACGUCUCAACGCUCUAGAUGAUAGGAUUGGGGAAGUGACAAAUGGGGCAAGCAGUAUGCAUUCAGCACGUGCCUCAGAACCAAGUAACCCAUUGGAUGUACAGCCAUUCUCCCAGAAUGCAAAUCUGUUCGAAAGAGCUGAUUAUCCUUUAUACAAAGAAGAAAAACAUGUUAAACGUGAUGAAUUGAGAAAUCCAGUUUGGAUCAGUGAUGAAGAUCUUGGAAAAGGCAACAUUAAGGUGAAUGAUCCUGAAGAAAAUGCAUUUUGGAAGGACUUGAUCAAUAGUUACCUCUUCCCUCUUGAAGGAAACAAGGAAAAGGAGAAGCAAAUAAAACAAGAACUGGUUGAACUUAGAAAUAGGUUUUGUUUGGCCUUCAUGAUAAUCAACGCAAUGUUCAUCAUUUUGCUGUUUGUUAUGGAGACUCUUACAGAAGACAACAGUAAUCUAAACUUUAGGAUGCCGUGUAACGUCGAGGGCUUAGAAGGUCAAAGGAUUCAACCAACUGCUGUUAGUUUUACUCUUAUCUUUGGUAUACUGAUAGUACUGCAGUUCGUGGCAAUGCUUUUUCAUAGGUAUUCCACGUUUCUGCACAUCGCAGCCAUUACAGAACUGACGAGCAAGCAGAUGAUUAUUGGUGACAGCAAAGAACAGAAACCAAGUGUCAACGAAGCCAUUCAGCUUGUCCGUGAUAUGCAGACCAUUCGAGAAGAUGAUGAAAUCUCGAUUGCUCCCGAGGAACCUGAACCAGAUUAUGUUGAGGAUGAUGAUGAAAGUGGAUCGAAAGAAAAAGAACUGUUUGCAAAGUUUAAAGCAAGGCACAGAGGAAUACAGGCUCACCGAACUCUAAACCGUACAUUUAUGAAGAAUUUCAACCAGCUGGUGUCGGAACUUGAACAAGUCAAGAUACAGGACAAAACAAAGAAGGAUGUUCGAUUUGAUGCACAGACAAGGUUCAGAAGAUUUGAGAAAAAGUCUGUGCAUACGAUCGUCAAGAUAGCCCAGGCGGAUAAAGAAUACAAAGAAAGCGUAGUCAAACAUGCACACAAAUGGAACGACGCUGUGAAGAAACUUGGCAUCGUGAAACAACUGAAGACCAAGAAUCAGCUGACUUCGUUCCAAGACGUCGUCAGAGCUGCGAUGAUCAAACACGGACGUACCAAGAUGGGAGUACGACCAGGAACCUCUCAGCAAGACCCGCCACGUCCAGGCCGUAGGAACGUGGCGGAUAUAAGGAUUACCGUGUCUGAUCCUUUCAACGAAAGAGCCCAACCCAAGAAGCCAUCGAAACCUGAAUCCAAAUUUAAGAUGCUGGCUGAAAAGGUUGUGCAGCAAGACCGAAAUGUUGAUAGGAAUCAGGUUACCAGUUCCGCAAUGGAGAUGACGUCUGGCACACCAGCACUGGCCAUGGGCAGACCACGACAGCGUGAGGUGCCUCGUCAAAGAAAACCCGGCGCUAGUGUCUUACCUCCAGUGUAUUCAUUUUCCCACACGUAACCAUCGAAUGGUGCAGCUGAUUCUCACUCAAGAAAACUGUUCUUUGCAGAAAAAGCUGAUAAAUUUGACUGAUUUGGAAACAAUAGAAUAGAAUAGAUGUUUAACGACACCCCAGCACGACAAAUGCAUCGGCUAUUGGGUGUCAAACUAUGGUAAAUGCAACAAUAAUGUGAUGAGAAACAUCAAUAUAAAAAUUCAAAAGUUAAAUUAAAAAAAAAAACAGUGUAAAGAUCUGUACGAAAAUUACACAUAUCGCAGAUAGGUAAUAUUAAAAUAUAGCAUAAAAGUCAGAUUCACGUAGACAUUGUAAUAUAAGUUCUGGAUGGAAUCGAAAUGAUUGCAUCACAUUUCUUUGACCAAAAAUAUUUGUUCUAGUUUCUUUCAGAUGCUUCAACUCCACCAUAAUGUGGUGUACCGUCAGAGUACACUGACAGUGCACACAUUGAGGUGGAGUAUUUUUAUUCAAGAUAAAUGAAUGGGUCAAGUUGGUAUGACCGAUGCGAGCACGACACAAUACUAUUCCUGCAUUGCCUAUAGAUUUUGAAACAUUACUGAAGAACAAUCUCACUAAUUUUUUCAGAUUUUGACGGAUACAGUCUCCAAUUUGGAUUGUUAUUAUACAAUCAUAUCAACGUUGUUGUUAAUUUGGCUGACUUCUGCAUAUAUUAUUAUUAUUAUUAUAGAACCAAGGUCGCUAAUGUGACCAACUUUUACACGUUAGACAACACAUUCAUUUGGCUGAUUUUAAUUCAAGAGCUAUGGCGGCACAGGCGACGAAUCAAGCGUAUACGUUUGUCGAUAUCCGUUCAUAGCGAACACACGACUUUUUUAAAAGUGCAUUUGAGCUUGUAUUUCACAUUUGUACAUGAUGU